AUGUAUUCAAAUAGUCUUUAGAUUAUUCUUGUUCUGAAUACAAAUCAAAUGAUUGUUUAAUUAAUAAAUAUUAUUUAUUUUGGAAUGUGGUAUAAAAACUUUUCAAAACAAAGUUGGAAUCUUCGUGUUUGGAGAAAGGCUAACAUAUUGUUCAAUUAGGAUGAUAUUGGUAUGUUCAAAACAAAAGGAGUUUUGAGAUGGAAGGACACUGUAUUUAGAAUGGCAAGAAGUGAAGCUUGUCUUAGAGGAUUCAACUUUUUUUUCUUUGCUGGUAUGAUUGGAUCAUUCAUUUGGGUUAAAUCAAACUAUUAUGAUCCAAAAUAUGUUGCACCCAAAAAGGUGGAAAGCGAAAAGGAAUUGGAAAGAUUAGAUGCUGAAGCUGAUAAAAUAUUGUUCAAAAAUAGAUUAGAGGCCUAUUCAAGACCACAUAGAAGUUUGGAAGAUCUGAUUGCAUUCUUAUCAGGUUCAAAGACCUUUGAUUAGUUUGACUGAUUUCAUCAGUUAUGAAGAGAGCAAUGAAUAACAGUAUGGAUCAAUAAAAUGGUUUGGAUUCUUGGAUGGAUGACUAAGAUUAAAGAAUGCUUAAAUAUUACCAAAGAAGUAUUGGACGUACCCCAAAAUUUGAUUGAUUUUGCAAUACGAUCACAUAAGCAUAUAUAAAAUAUCUAUAGAUUGAUAAUUAUAAAA
Molecule: messenger RNA, 687 nt
Organism: Paramecium tetraurelia
Lineage: Eukaryota; Ciliophora; Oligohymenophorea; Peniculida; Parameciidae
Exons: 5
Source: RefSeq, a predicted model, not a curated record